Messenger RNA from Pelagomonas calceolata, 1087 nucleotides. Lineage: Eukaryota; Pelagophyceae; Pelagomonadales; Pelagomonadaceae. The record is from the annotation of a GenBank genome assembly.
GCGUGCUGCGCCGCGCGCGACUGCCGAGUGCUUGCCAGUGAUUAGUGCUCAGUGCCGCUGUCUGGUCGGAGUACGAGCGCUUAUCGAUUUGACGUAUUUAUAUCCGAUAGCAGGAUUCACUAUUCCCCUGCCUCUUUCAGCGCCUCGUGCGGCGUGCAGCCUGAGAUUUGCCUAGCUCUCAAAAAGCUGCCAGGGAGAGCAAAAUGCAGCCUGCAGCCGUCUCGCUGUUAAUUGUUGCGACAGCCGGUGCUUUGGCUCCGCCACGCCUAUUCUUUGACCUCAAGACGACGAAUGCGGCCGCGCUGGGCCGCAUAGAGGUCGAAUUGGCAGCCUUUGACAGCCUGCCAAGGUUGGUCGAGAACCUCCGCCUCAUCGCCGCGAACGAGAGGGCGCCGAGGUGCUCGUUUGAUGGCUCGCGAUUCAGACACGCGCCGCAAGGGCCUCAAUACAAAUGGUCGCACGAAUUCGAGGGCGCCGGCAACCGGCCGGCCAUCGAACCGUCUCUGCUCAAGACCGACGCCGCGCCGUCGUGCCGGCAUGACGUGUUCGGCGGGUCGUAUUAUGGGUAUCGAUGGAAUGAUGAUGCUGUGCUCCUCACGACGCCGCGUGUCGGUCCGGGCGCGCACAAGGCGCGGUUUUCGUUCGUGCGUGUGACAUCCUCGCCGCCGGCGUGGCAGGAACGGCUUCUCGUGAACUCGUAUGUUUUAGGCGUCUGCGCACCCGGCGCCGACGAAGUGCUCCAGGGGCUCUGCGAGCUCCCGGCCGACGCCGAGCCGCGCAUCGAGCGCGCGGGACUUCUAGACGUGGCGGACGACUGCCUGGUGCCGGCGCCCGCCGACGCGCGUCGGCGGCGUCCUCCGCGGUACGCCGUCGCCGCGACCUCGAACACGCAGGUCGACAUCGAGGAGCACUGCCUCUGGGACGUCGAGCAGGAGGCGGAGUGGCGCGAGCGGCGGUUUCUCCAGGUUGCGGACUGUGUCGAGCGACAAAGGGGCCGCGUCGAUCGAUUAUUCCCGCACAGGUCGAGAAGGAGGGCUUCCGCGACCCAGCUAGGGGGAACAGCGGGACCGUAAGGUAGCUAAUACGA